This is a messenger RNA of Setaria italica (foxtail millet), 1150 nucleotides long. RefSeq names its product nicotinamidase 1. Bases 133 to 885 code for a protein of 250 amino acids. Gene Ontology annotation, molecular function: nicotinamidase activity. Lineage: Eukaryota; Viridiplantae; Streptophyta; Magnoliopsida; Poales; Poaceae. The record is from RefSeq and is a predicted model, not a curated record. The transcript has 5 exons. Gene Ontology annotation, biological process: pyridine nucleotide salvage.
CUGGACCCAUUCUUUUCCCUCUCGGAUUCGCUGCUCGCCUCUGCUCCUGACUCCCGAGGUUCCUCCUCACGCGCCCGGGCAUUUGCCGUCGAGAGGUCAAUCACAAGUCUUCAGCUCGAAGAGGAGCGCGCGAUGCGAAUGGGGGCGGAGGCCGCCGCCGCCGCCGCCUCCGCCGAGGGCCUGCUCCGGUCGCGGAUCCCGUUCCAGACCGACGGGGAGCUCGUCCUCCCGCCGCGAGGGGCGGGGCUCGUACUCGUCGACCUCUGCAACGGCUUCUGCACCGUCGGCGCCGGGAACCUCGCUCCUGUUGCACCAAACAAGCAGAUUGAAAAGAUGGUGGGAGAGGCCGCUAGGCUCUCUAAGGUGUUCUGUGACAGAAACUGGCCAAUCUUCGCGUUUCUUGAUACCCACUAUACAGAUAAGCCGGAACCACCAUAUCCCCCUCAUUGUAUCAUUGGUACUGGGGAGGAGAAUUUUGUUCCAGAUUUGGAGUGGUUGGAAAAGGAGCCAAAUGUGACUGUAAAGAGGAAAAGUUGUAUUGAUGGGUACAUCAGCUGCAUAGAGAAGGAUGGAUCCAGUGUUUUUGCUGAUUGGAUUGGAAAAUACCAAAUCAAAACUGUCUUGGUGCUCGGAAUAUGCACAGACAUCUGUGUUUUGGACUUUGCAAGCUCAACUCUGGCUGCUCGAAAUAUUGAUCGAGUGCCUCCACUACAAGAUGUUGUGAUUUAUUCAGAGGGGUGUGCUACAUAUGACCUUCCUGUUGAGGUUGCUACGAAUAUCAAAGGAGCUCUUGCCCAUCCACAGGAUCUUAUGCAUCAUAUCGGACUCUACAUGGCCAAAGGAAGAGGUGCCAAGAUAGUUGACAGGGUUGUUGUUGAACCUUGAUUAAGAAACGUGCCCUUGUCAUACUGAUGUUGCUAGUGUUUGCUCUGUCCUCUCAUCCUUCCAAUGUAACAAUCAGACAGUAUACAUCUUAGCAUGAAGUUGAGAAACAAUGUAAAGAUAGAGGUAAAUUUACCUUCGAAUCUGUAAAGAUACGCUCAUUUUGUCGUUUUGCUGUACGUAUUAUCUUCAUAGUUUCCCAAGUUGUCCUGCCAAACAUGCGCCAGUUUGAUAUGGAAUGUGUUUUCUCAUUGGUUGCUAAUGUUCA